Molecule: messenger RNA, 2188 nt
Organism: Chenopodium quinoa (quinoa)
Lineage: Eukaryota; Viridiplantae; Streptophyta; Magnoliopsida; Caryophyllales; Amaranthaceae
Product: trihelix transcription factor ASIL1-like
Exons: 2
Coding region: 704-1924 (406 amino acids)
Cellular component (GO): nucleus
Molecular function (GO): transcription cis-regulatory region binding
Source: RefSeq, a predicted model, not a curated record
AUACCAACUUCAACCAUUUCAACAUAAAUACAAGUAAUUAAACUAGUUGACAUUCACUUUUAACUCGAUAAUAAUCUUGUCGCCCAAUCUCGUACAACUAUCUCUUGGCUCGAAGUAAGAGCCAACAUGUGAUCUGAUGACAUGAACGGUAACUGAUUACCUGAAGCACAAAAAUGAGAUCAUCACCAUCAGCUGGCCGAGGAUAACGCACUCAGCUCAUUUAGCAGGGGACACAUUCCCUGCUCUUCCUUCCUAAAUCUUCAAACCCCCUUUUCUCUCUCAUCCAAAUGUGUUCAGUUUCCCCUUUUUAAUUUCAUCUGAAACCCUUUGCUGCAAUUAAAAUAAACAAAUUUCCACCAAAAUGUCAUUUGGGGUUUUUCAAUACCUUGAAAUUGGGCGCUAAUCAAUGUCAAUUUUCAAUCUAGAACUGUAAUUUGUUGGGAAUUUUUUCUGGGUCACAAAGACGCAAUCUUUGAGAUUUGAUUAGUGUAGGUAGGAAUUUAGCCUUUUUAUGGAAGGAAUUUGAGGUGUGAUUGAAGAUGCAUUGUGGGCUGUUUGGAAUUUUGGUGCAGAAAAUCAUUUAGUUGCAGUAAAAGCAGGCCUGAAUUGUGAAUUUUGAUUUAAGGUAAUCUUCUUGUGGUUGGAAUGCAAUCUUGAUAAAGCAGUUUGAGGGUAACUUGUGAUUUUGUUGCUUAAAUUGAGAAUGGAUGAUGAUAAGGAUAACGGUUCGAGAUAUAUUCCGAAAGCAUAUGGUCUGAAUGACCAGCAAGAGUAUGGUUCCUCGCUCCGCCCUAAGGGUUCUGGAUUCAGUGAUAGGUAUCCUAGGGAGAGUAAUCGAUAUCCCGGUGAUGAGGAGGAAGAUAUAGAAGAUGAAGAAUUAGGGGAAGAAGAUGUGGAAAGGAAUGGUGUUCGAAUGAUAGGCAAAGAUACUUAUGAUGAUGAGGGGGACGAGGAAGAGGAGGGGGAGGAGGAGGAGGAGGAGGAGGAGGAUGACUCUGAUGAUGAAGAAGAGGACAAUGAUGAUCACGAGGAUGGUAAAAGAUUUAAUGGGAAGGCAGAGGAUAUCAGCAAUGGAAUGCCUAGAAAGAAGCGGAGGUUAAAGACUAUAAUAUCGAAUUAUGAAUUUGCUCCGCGUGUGCCCACCCCUACCGUUCAGAAAGCUACAUUGCUUCAAGCUCAGCCAUCAUCUAGUGGGCAAAAUUCUGUGGGAGAUUGGACUGAAAAAGAGACUUUUGCCUUAUUAGAUGCAUGGGGAGAGCGGUUUCUUAGACUAGGCAGGAAGAGUCUUCGUUCAGAUGAUUGGCAAGAAGUUGCAGAAAAGGUGUCACAGGAGACAAAUGUUGAAAGAACUGAUGCUCAAUGUCGAAAUCGAUUGGAUACAUUGAAGAAAAAGUACAAAAAAGAGAAUACCAGGUUGACAGCAGGUGGAAGUGGCGUUAGCCAGUGGGUUUUCUACAGAAGGAUGGAUAUGUUGCUGUCUUCUCCACAUCAGCAAACUGGCCUUUCAUGUGGAAUUGACUCGGGGGAGUAUGUAUUUAUGAACUCUAACGUGUACUUGAAUCGUGCAAAUGGGUUGGAUGAGAUGAGAGAUAGCCCGGGAAAUUCAGAUUAUCUGAGAGAUGAGGACGGCAAUGAUUCAGAUGGACUCCCACCUAAGGGAAAGAAGAAUAAAGGGAGAAGAGUUGACGGUUCUUCUGUCCAAUUGCUUGCUGAUUCUAUUGAGAAAUUCAGUGAGAUAUAUGAGAAGAUUGAAAGUAAUAAGAGAAAGCAGAUGACAGAGUUGGAAAAGAUGAGGAUGGAUUUCCACAGGCAACUAGAAACACAGAGGAGGGAAAUUCUGGAGAGAGCUCAAGCCGAGAUUGCAAAAAUAAGACAAGGCGACGAUGAUGAAAAUGAUCUCUCUGCUGAAAACCUCAGUGGAUAGUGAUCUAAUAUGUAGUGAUUAGUAUUCAGUUGUAGCUCGUAAAUAAUGUAAUUCAUGUUCAUCGAUUGCCUGCUAAAUGUUGUACCAUAUUCUGUAAUAGGGGGUUAGCAUGGACAGGUUGUAUUUUUACAGAUUCAGGCACCUCAUUUGACAGUUUAUCAGAGUUUCUUAGGUUAAAGUCGAUUCAAAGAUUUCAACGCUUGGCAGAACUAUAUGUAUUCCAAAUCAAUGGAAAUUUAUAACCAUAAUGCCUGUUUUAAGUCC